UCGUCUCCACCCCCCCCACCCCUGCCUCCCGAUCCCCUCCCGGAUCUCGCCGUGCGCUCGAAGCCAAGCGCGGUCUCGCGAUGCCCGCGGCUGUCGCCCCCGGCAGCGGCGGCGCGGCCGACGCCGAGGAGCUGUUCCGCACCAAGCGCAUCCCUGAGAUCCGCGCGGCGGAGGGCGCCACCCGCCGCGAGAUCUCCUCCAAGGAGGAGGAGCUCCGUCAGCUCGUCGGCCGCAGCUACCGCGACCUCCUCGACUCUGCGGACUCUAUCCUGCUCAUCAAGCAGUCCUCUGACUCCAUCUCCGACAACCUCUCCCUCAUCUCCGGCUCCCUCUCGUCGCUCUCGCCGCCGCCCGAGGCUCCCGCCGCAAGCUCCGCCUCGCCUUCCCCGUAUUCCGGCGGUCGCACACGGCUCUAUGCUCUGGCCGCGCGUGCCAAGUACCUGGUCGACACGCCCGAGCACAUAUGGGGACGGCUCGACGAGGGCCUGCUCCUGGAGGCCGCGGGGCGGUACCUGCGGGCGCGGGUCGUGCACGGGCGGCUCUCACGCGACGCCGUGGCCGCCGCGCGGUUCCCGCUCCUCGCGCACCAGGCGCGCCUCGUGGAGGCGUUCCGGCCGCAGAUCGCGCAGCGAGCUCGCGAGCGCCUCGCCGACCGCCGCCUCCCCAUAGAGGCCUACGCUGACGCGCUCUCGGCCGCUGCCGCGAUCGACGCCCCGUCGCUCGCCCCACCCCAGGCGCUCCUCUUCUUCCUCGCCUCGCGCCGCGCCUGGAUCUCCCAAGCCCUAGCUGGGCUCGCCUCGGAUCUGUCGUCCUACACCUCCGUGCUGUGCGAUGUCGCGAGGAUCUUGCGUAUCACACUCGGCCACGUCGGGCAGUUGUUUGUGCAUGCGCUCAGUGAUCUGCCGCUGUUCUUCAAGACGGUACUUGCGAAGACGCCUCCUGAGCAGUUGUUCGGCGGCAUUCCGGACCCUGAUGAGGAAGCGUGGUUGUGGAAGGAGCACAUGAACCAGCUUGAGGCUACCAUGGUUCUACUCGAGCCGGAUGCUGUGGCACGAGCCUGUACAGAUUGGCUCAAGGAAUGUUGUGGUGAGAUUUUUGGGGUGAUUGCUGGGGGGCAGAGGUUGGUUGACGCCAUUGGGAGUGGGGAGGUGAUGGGAUCAGUGCAAAGGUUUGUACGUGAUGCGCUAGAUGGGAGGGAAGGAUUGGAGGGGAGUUUGGAGCAGUGGCUGAAGAGCGUCUUUGGGUCGGAGAUUGAAUCACCAUGGGAUCAGAUCCGUGGGUUGAUCUUGAAGGAAGACAAGGAUAUUUUUGAGGAUUGGAUGGAGGAGGCAUUUGUGCGACGGAUGAAGGACAUUGUGGAUUCAGAGCUUGAUAGUUUGGGUUCUAGUGUUAAUGUGAAGGAAUCAGUUGAGGCUAUUGGUGCCAAUGCUGAUCCAAAAGAUGCUGGCGAUUUCCUUGCAUACCUGCAGAAACCUUCAACUGGUGGUGGUUUCUGGUUCUCAGAGUCUAAGAUCAAGAAAGGUGGAAUUUUGGCACACUUGAAACCAAUUGCUGAUGAGAAUGACUUCCAUAGCUGCCUAACCUCAUAUUUUGGGUCAGAAGUUAGUCGGAUCAGGGAUGCAAUUGACAACAAAUGCAAGAAUAUUCUGGAGGAUCUGUUAAGCUUUGUGGAGUCACAUAAUUCAGCUCUGAGACUGAAGGAAUUAGUGCCAUACCUACAGGAGAAAUGCUAUAGGACCAUCUUGGCAGCACUGAAAGAAUUAGAAGCUGAGCUCACAAAGCUCUCUGCUUCGUUGGGAACCAAAAAGGAAGAUAAUGACAUACCUGCAGCAUCUGUUAUAGCAGAGAGGUCUCUCUUCAUUGGUCGCCUCUUGUUUGCGCUGAGAUACCAUUCAAGUCAUGUACCCCUGAUUCUAGGUUCCCCAAGGGAGUGGGUAAAGGAGGCUGGUGGUGCAGCAUUUUCCAGGUUAUCAUCACCCACACCAAGACAUUCAAGGGCAUCUUUUGAUUCUUUGAUGUCUUUUACCCCCAGAAGGCGCGCAUUUGACAGUCCCAGGAGUCCUGGAAGGCAAUUCCUGGAUAGCCCCAGAAGACAAACUAUUGCUGCUGCUGUUUCUUUGUUUGGAGCUGAUGAUAGCUCCAAUCCUAGACUCGAUGAACUCAAUAAGACCCUGCAGUCACUUUGCAUCACGGCUCAUAGUGUAUGGAUAGCAUGGGUGUCCGCUGAAUUAUCUCACAUUCUUUUAUAUGAUCUCAAUAAAGAUGAUUCUCUAUUCUCUUCAACUCCUUUGCGGGGUUGGGAAGUCACAGUCAUCAAACAAGAGGAAACAACUGAGGGUCCCUUGGAGAUGCAAAUAGCUCUUCCAUCAAUGCCAUCAUUGUACAUCAUAUCCUUUUUUUAUCAAGCAUGUUUGGAAAUUCAUAAAGUUGGAGGGCACAUCCUGGACAGAAUCAUUUUGCAUAAUUUUGCAUGGGAGCUACUGCAGAAGGUCAUCAACAUUUAUGAAAAUUUUCUGGUAUCUAUUGAGUCCGGGAAUUCUCAGGUUUCUGAGAAAGGAAUUCUGCAAAUACUGCUAGACUUGCGUUUCAUUGGUGAUGUCCUAUCAGGAGGCAAAAAUGCUUCCACCAGCUCUACUGAAAUGCAAACGAAACAUAAUUCUUUGCCAGGCACCAUUACCAAGACUUCCUUCAGGAGAAAACAAUCACAAUUACGGGCAGAUUCAGCUGUCAUAGAGCCUAUAAACAAAUUAAUCAAUAGGCUCUCGCAGAGAUUGGAUCCGAUAGACUGGGCCACGUAUGAACCUUACUUGUGGGAGAAUGAGAAGCAAUCUUACAAGCGUUAUGUUGUUCUUUUCGGUUUUUUGGUCCAACUGAAUCACAUGUACACUGGUACUGUACAAAAGUUACCAACAAAGUCAAAUACAGAUUCAAAUAUUAUGAUAUGUUCUCAGGUUCCAAGAUUCAAGUACCUACCGAUCAGUGCCCCAGCUAUAUCAUCAAGAGCACACAAAUCAUCACUACAGUCGCCAGCUGGUGAUUCAACAUCUAAAAGUCCUUGGAAAUCAUAUUCAAAUGGAGAAAGAUCUACUGCACCAGAAUUUGAUGGUAAUGCAAGUCUUGUAGGUGCUGCUCCAUUGUUUAAGUCAUUUGUUACCCAGGUUGGGAGCAAAUUUGGGGAGAACACAUCGAGAUGGGGGUCCAUGCUAUCUGAUGGACAGGUUGGUAAGCUAAGUGACAUUCUUCCCGGACCAGCAGCUGGGUUUUUCUCUUCUUUCACAUCUGGAGCUCGAUAUGAUUCAUAGUCACGGCACCAUGAGCCUUGAUCUUCAGCCCAUACUUCCUAUACGUUGAAUGGAAAUCCACAUUUGUCAUCAAGAGAACGACAGAACUGUUAGCUGGUGUAAUCUGCCAUUGGAAAGCUGUUGCUUCCAGAAUGAUGCCGCAUAGGUUUGCCCAGUGUUGCUCAGCAUAUCCUGCCACUCCUCUUCACGUUCUUGUUGUGACUGGACAGUAUUGUGGAGAAGCUCCAAGGACAUAUGAUGCCAAAAGACAAGAUUUAUUCAGUAUCAUGACUGCUAACAGACUGAAGGAGUGGGUAAGGAAAUCAAAUGUGCUUUUAGUGUGUUUCCUGCUUGCAAUAUGACACGGUACAUAUGACAAAGGAACUGCUAUUUCCUGCUGAUAAUAGCUCACUUUUUUGGGGAACUCGGACCAUGAUGUGGAUACUCGACACAUGAAGUCCGUUGUAAAAAGGAAUUUUGGAGUCCAUUCUUUCUUCUCUUUCUUUGGCUCCGUGAGUUGGAGGAAUUUUUCAUCAGAACAGUGCUGAGACUGCGAGGUUGUGGUUUUCCAUGUAGGCAAAUUUGCAGAUGUGUACACUAGAAACAAAUAUAGCAAUAAAGUAUGUGUUCCCCCCUUAGAA
Molecule: messenger RNA, 3922 nt
Organism: Phragmites australis (common reed)
Lineage: Eukaryota; Viridiplantae; Streptophyta; Magnoliopsida; Poales; Poaceae
Product: conserved oligomeric Golgi complex subunit 1-like
Exons: 6
Coding region: 81-3302 (1073 amino acids)
Biological process (GO): intra-Golgi vesicle-mediated transport
Cellular component (GO): COG complex; Golgi apparatus
Source: RefSeq, a predicted model, not a curated record